UGUCUGCUAACCAACGUAAAGAAAAUCAGCCCUGACAUUUGAUUGUGCUGAGGUCAUCUCCUUAGGAACACGCUCUUGUCAGCUCGGUGCUCGACACUGUGAGCACCAGCCCCAGUGACACCAUCCAGGAGUCAGUGGAGGGCAGGGCACAGGGCUGCCAAGAUGCUGUGUGCCAGGCCCCAACUCGUUCCCAUCCCCAUGAGGCUCAGGCUGCUGGGAAACCUUACACACCACACAUGGCCUGAGUCUUCUCCGGGGCAAGGGUGCCAAGAUUAUUGCUACAACCGCUGUGACAGGAUAGCGUUAGCUUCUCCUCUGAGCCCCUGUGUGCCUCAGGUCUUCAUGUGCUGUGCACAGAUGAGCAGGUCACCUCUGGCGGCUGCUGUGGGAGCUUAGCAGAUCCCGACCCACAGUCAUGAUUUUCUACUGGUCACAAUGGGUGGCCUUCAAGCGUGGGAAUGACCUAGCAUCACUCCCUCCUGGGCCUGAGUGAGCAACCCCCUCCCCAGAGUUGGAAGUCUCGGUCAAUUUGUUGUGUGACCUUGAGCACAUUACUCCCUAUGCCCACUGCAAGCUCUCAUCUGCUCAGGGAACCCAGCCCAAUUGUCCUAAGUGUAUGUACAAGCCUAGGUAACCUUUGCCGAUGCGAGCGAGGGACCAUUGUUGCUGGUACCACCGUUCUCCUCGUCUUACAUUCCUCUUCCUCAGCCCUUCGGGAGUCAUCUGUAACCUGGCCAUCACGGCUGCAUCUCAGGACACGCAGACUCAUCAUGUCCAAACAACUGCAGGCUCGAAGGCUGAAUGGAAUCGAUCACAACCCCUGGGUGGAGUUUAUCAGACUGGCCAAAGAAUAUGAUGUCGUGAACUUGGGCCAGGGCUUCCCCGACUUCUCACCUCCGGACUUUGCUGUGCAAGCUUUCCAACAGGCCACCAGUGGGGACUUCAUGCUCAACCAGUACACCAUGGCGUUUGGUUACCCACCGCUGACAAAGAUCCUGGCAAGUUUCUUCGGCAAGCUGCUGGGACAGGAGCUAGACCCACUCAAGAACAUGCUGGUAACAGUGGGUGCCUAUGGGGCCUUGUUCACAGCCUUCCAGGCCCUGGUGGACGAAGGAGAUGAGGUCAUCAUCAUCGAGCCUGCCUUUGAUUGUUAUGAACCCAUGACUCUCAUGGCUGGAGGUCGGCCUGUGUUUGUGUCCCUGAAGCCGAGCCCUGCUGCUAAGGGACAAUUGGAAUCCAGCAAUGACUGGCAACUGGAUCCUACAGAACUGGCUAGCAAGUUCACACCUCGUACCAAGGCCCUGGUCCUCAACACACCCAACAACCCUCUGGGAAAGGUGUUCUCUAAGAAGGAGCUGGAGCUGGUGGCUGACCUGUGCCAGCAGCAUGAUGUCCUGUGUAUCUCUGACGAGGUCUACCAGUGGCUGGUCUAUGAUGGGCACCAGCAUGUCAGCAUCGCCAGCCUCCCUGGCAUGUGGGAACGGACCCUGACCAUCGGCAGCGCAGGCAAAAGCUUCAGUGCCACCGGCUGGAAGGUGGGCUGGGUCAUGGGUCCAGAUCGGAUCCUGAAGCACCUGCGGACUGUGCACCAGAACUCUAUCUUCCACUGUCCCACCCAGGCCCAGGCCGCAGUAGCCCAGUGCUUUGAACGGGAGCAGCAACACUUUGGACAACCCAGCAGUUACUUCUUGCAGCUCCCGCAGGCCAUGAAGCUAAACAGAGACCACAUGAUCCGCAGCCUGCAGUCAGUGGGCCUCAAGCCCUUGAUCCCCCAGGGCAGCUACUUCCUCAUUGCAGACAUCUCGGACUUCAAGAGCAAGAUGCCCAACCUGCCUGGUGCUGAGGAUGAGCCCUACGACAGACGCUUUGCCAAGUGGAUGAUCAAAAACAAGGGCCUGGUGGCCAUCCCUGUGUCCAUCUUCUUCAGUCAGCCUCACCAGAAGGACUUUGACCACUACAUCCGCUUCUGUUUUGUGAAGGAUGAGGCCACACUCCAGGCCAUGGACGAGAGGCUACAGAAGUGGAAAAAGGAGCUCCAGCCCUGAGGUUCCUCAGCUGGGCCCUGUCUCAGGGAUGCCCUGGAGGCCCCGCUCUGUGACUGGACAUGCUUCCAGGAAAGAGACCAUUGACUUGGGGGUUUCAGCAAUCUUUUCUCACAGUAUCUGGACUGCUGUCUUGGAUUGGGCUAUAUUCUACUCCCCUGUGGGUUAUUUUAGGGUCGUGGUUAUUUCUGGCCCCCUUGCCUGGAACAGUAAAGGAUGGAGUAUCAGGUUGGAGCCCCAGCUUUAACUUAGCCCUGCCCAGGGGCUCCCCACCUCUUCUCAUGUGACCUCAAGAUAUUGCUUCUGGCUUGAUUGUUUUUGUUCCUAUUAAAGUUGUUAAGUUAUUAGAGCCCUCAA
This is a messenger RNA of Alexandromys fortis (reed vole), 2399 nucleotides long. RefSeq names its product kynurenine aminotransferase 1 (gene Kyat1). Gene Ontology annotation, molecular function: pyridoxal phosphate binding; L-kynurenine:2-oxoglutarate transaminase activity. The transcript is spliced from 13 exons. Gene Ontology annotation, biological process: biosynthetic process. Lineage: Eukaryota; Metazoa; Chordata; Mammalia; Rodentia; Cricetidae. Gene Ontology annotation, cellular component: cytoplasm; mitochondrion. The coding region runs from base 561 to 2045 and encodes 494 amino acids. The record is from RefSeq and is a predicted model, not a curated record.